Drosophila subpulchrella is the source of this 1012-nucleotide messenger RNA. Its product is annotated as protein bfr2. The coding region runs from base 17 to 1012 and encodes 331 amino acids. The record is from RefSeq and is a predicted model, not a curated record. The transcript has a single exon. Lineage: Eukaryota; Metazoa; Arthropoda; Insecta; Diptera; Drosophilidae.
UCAGAGCAAAAAGAAUAUGGCCUGGCUAAGAAAAGUAAACAUUAUUUUCAUCCUUUUGCUUCACCUCCAAUUGGCCGAAUUGGUAGUACACAUUGACGAUGGCGAUGGCCCUGAGCACUUGAACCCCAGAUUAUAUCAGCAGAAGAGGCAUAGAAGUUGGGACUUGGAGGAGGACCAGGACAAAGAUCAGGAUCAGUGGCAGAUCGAUACCUAUAUGGAGUCGCGAUCGGGCAUCUGUUCCGCCGAGAAUGCUCACGAUGUGAGAUACGAAAAGAACAAUCGGUGCAAAGGACCCAAGAAAAUUGCCAAGGAUGAGGACGAUGAUGAAGAGGAUGCCGAUCCAGCUGCCAAUGGCGAUGAGGAUGACGACGAUGAUGACGAGGAGGAUGGCGAUGAUGAGAACGAUGAGGAUGGCAAUGAAAUCAGCAUGGAGGAUGAAGCCUUUGUGGAGAGGAUCACCUGUCUGCUGGGAUCCCUCCACAAGCACACCAAAGCAAUGACCGAUAAUCUCAAGAUCCUGCAAUCGCGUUUGGGUCCAAAGAAGAACACAUCCCCGGCUACCAUGUGUAGGAAAAAUAACUUUGGCACUAGGCUUUCGGUUCAUCCCAAUGCGAAGUGGUUCAAGAAACCGGAUUUUUACGGGGAACAAGAGCCGUGUGGUGAGGAAAAAUGUAAUGCCCAGGAGAGCAUGGAACUCGAGGAUAGCCAACACAACCAACAGCCCUUGAGUGAGGAUCAGCGUAUCAUCGUACCGCCACUUUUACAAUUGAUCCACGGCGCUGCAUCGUUGCAAUCCCACUUGAAGGGCCGCCAGGAGACCACGGGAUCAAGGCCAAGAUAUUGGAUGCCCUCGAGGGAAGCUCCCGAAGACCUGCAGGCCCCAUUAAAUUCAUUCCCUGAAGAUAAAGCUCUACUGCGGUACGAGGAAUACGAGGCGAGAUUGAGGAACCUGAUGGACAAUCGUGAUGCCAUCGAGCGGAAUGUUAUGAAGAUGAUUAGCCCGCGGCGUUAG